Orbicella faveolata is the source of this 4039-nucleotide messenger RNA. RefSeq lists its product as uncharacterized. The record is from RefSeq and is a predicted model, not a curated record. NCBI's taxonomy places the organism in Eukaryota, Metazoa, Cnidaria, Anthozoa, Scleractinia, Merulinidae. Gene Ontology annotation, cellular component: nucleus.
UUUUGAUUGGCUGGAUUUGAAAAUGUUGGAAUCUAUUGUUUCAGUUCUGCCGUGUGAAUGGUUUUCAUUUUCUUGGUGGCGCGGGUUUCAGUUGACACACUGUAAUUCUGAAUUAAGUGUAACACAAGUGUGAUGUACAUGUAUGAGUCCACAGUUGCAUAUCUGCUGCACUUAAUUGAAUUGAAUUCAACACGGCAGAAGUGUGACAUAUGUACAAGGCCUUUCAGUAAAGCAUGAUACAUUACUUAAUUAAACUUGAAUAAAUUCUCUCAAAAAAUAUUUUUGCUUCUGAAUGCCAAAUUUAUUGGCAUUCAAAAGUAUUGUGAUGGGUGCGAAUUCAGUCACUUGAUCACUUCCUGUUAACACUUAGGCAUGCUUGGAAUGUAGAUUUGUUCUCUACGAUACUGUAGAGGUUUACAUGGUGUUACUAGUAAACAAUUUCAGGGAGUUUUGACCUCAUUGUUUUUCAAGGUUUUUGACUGGCUUUGUUGAAAAUGUUGGCUAUCAAACAUACACUUUAGGUGAAAUCUGCAGGCAAUAAGAAGUUUUGAAGCAAAUUGAUGUCUAUUUUCUAUAUUAGCAGGGUAGGAUCAAACUUCGUGACUGGUCUAAAUUGAGUGACUCUUAACAGAUAUAUCACUGUUGCACUUCUAAACAACUCAGUUCCUUAAUAAACAUCCAGAAUGCAGAUAUCAUUUUAAAACUAGUGAGGCAAUCUCAGAUAGUGCAGAGUGUAAUCCAGUGCUGUCAUUAAGCUGAAUCAUCUGCUGUCUGGAUCUUCCCACCCUUAAUAAACUUGUUGGUUUGUGGGUGAAUUGUGUUGACUACCAGGAAGUGCAGCCACAAAAUUAAGACCCAUCAAGCAUGCUCAGCAAUAAGAGGUGUUAUGGGUUAUGGGCCUUAAUGACAGCCCAGUAAUGUACAGCAGUUAAACCAGUCAUUUACAUAGGUGACGUGUGUUCCCUUAGACAGCUUGGGUCUUGCCCUCAACAAAUGUGGGUGGAUACUGUAGAAACCUUGAUUAAUAGUCAUUCCUGUAAUGUUAUUAUUUUGAGUGUGAACACUCAACAGAGAAAAAUAAUUUGACAUCACUUGCAUGUAUUUCAAACUUGUAUUUUUUACUCCAAUGUUUUAAUGGAUAACAGCAAACUUUUACAACACCUGUGAUGGACAAUCGCCAUGCUUUCAUGGAUAACUAUGUAAAUUACCUUAGGGCUAUCCCAGUGUUCUCACAGGCCACGCUAUUGGCAGUCCCUGCCAACUGCAAUACUACCUGUUGUUUACAAAUGACAGUUGACCAUCAUUUCCGGUGACAGUUCUUGAAUUGUGGGCCACAUCACAAAAUUAUCUCAAAUAAAUCAGUAUGGCUGACUAGUCUAGGCAGACCCAAGUUCAACUCCUUGGUAAAGCUUGUAAAUAGCCAUCAGUUUUGCCUCAUGACAGUUGUUGUUUUUUUCAUUAUUUUGUUUCUGACAUUGAUUUACUCAGCCCACUAGCCUUAAUGCUUUAUAGACUGACUGAGGGUAAAUAAAGGUCAUUCAUUUAUUUUAACUACAAUAUGACAGUAAAUAGUUUAAAUGAUCAGUUAUGUCUGUCCUUUUGAUUUCCAUUUUGUGUAGCACAUACUGUUUUUGAAUAACUUCUUGGGUGUUUUUUCUGCCAAGUGAAGACCACCCAAGUGACUCUCCAUGCUUACAGAUGGACAUGUAUAUUCAGAGUACCAUUUGUGGUCAUUCUUGCUUUGAGACAAAGCAGAUGAUUGCAAGUUUUGAAGUGACUUCCAUAUUGUUGUGAAAUCCCUCUUUAGAGGAAAUGUGCACCAUGCUCAGUGAUUUCGAGAAGCUGUCUUUAGCAACAUAUUUAGAGUAACAUCCAUUGUUGUUGGAAACAAGCCGAGCUUGUGCAUACCAUGACAAUUUGUGUGUGGAUCACGCAUGUAUGAAACUACAAGUAAAAGCUUAAAUGUGCGUUUAUACUGUUUUUCGUAGUAUCUUGAAUAAUAAGGUACAGUAUAAUGAAGAGUUGUAUCCACAGUGCUUUCAGUGUCUUGACAAUACAUGAAGAGUCCACUGAGAGUAUUUGCUGUGGCAAUCAUAAACAUUCCAAGAUACAAUGUAAUUCAUGCAAACAGCAGUCUACAAAAUAAUGUAUAAGAACAAAAAAAUCAAAACAUUAUUUCUAGUUUACAUUGGGAAAAUAUACUUUGCCGCUCUAAUACAUACUUUAAAUUAAAUUCAAAUAAUUGCCCAACACCCCACCCUCCUCAAAAAAUAAUAUAUGACUAACUUGGAUUCAACUCUGUUGGCUUGCCUGUUGACAUCAGGUAGUGACCCGUCACUACCCCACCACAGGACACAUUGAUCUCCCUCAGGUUAAGAGUGAGGUCACUUUCCAUUUUCUUUGUCUUCACUAAGAAACAAUCCAUUUUAAUUGCUACAUCAUAAUUUUCCUCCUCUACAACCUUUACUGUUCUUAUGUCUAUUUGUAAAUUACAUGGGUAUACAUGUUGUCAGUGCUAUUAAAUAUCAAACCAACCGUAAUAUGCAAUAAUACUUACAAGUGCUCAAGCUAAAUUAACAAAACAAAUGUUAUAGCCAACAAAUGAUAUAAUCAUUCCUUAUCUCCACAAAAUAACCAACAGUAGAAAACAAUGUGCUCUAGCUGGUUAUGUUUAGGCAAAUGAAAAUGGGCUUAUGGUCACUUUGAUAUGACUCUACGUGUUGUGGAAUAUUAGUGUAUAUGUGGUCUAUCUGAGUUUUACAAUCUGUUGUGUACUGUUUUAUCAGCUGAGUGUAACCUUUUUGCUUGAUCAUAUAUUCCACAGGAGCUUUAAUUCAGAGGCGACUUGCAUAAAAUUGACAUUAGUCUCCAAGUCUCAUAAAAUUAUGACUGGAGUCUGUGGCUCACUAAGAAUAGUCCGAUGUUCAAGUUCGGAAGAUUCUCACAUGACAACUGAAACUGACAAUGUUUGUGACCUUGUGGUAUCAUGUUCAUCUGCAAGUUCAAGAAAGAAGAAAAGAGACCAUGGAAUAGCUAAUGAUGUAGGCUCUCACAGAGGGGAAAUGUCCAGUCACAAUAAUAACAUGUCUGACGAGGAAAAACAGAAAGGAAAAACUGUCUCUGAGAAGGAGGUAUUACAUAAAACGGUUGGAGAAAGAGGACAAAGGAAAAAGAAAAUUGCAUCAAAAGAAAAGGCCUUACAGGCAGUUGAUAAAUGGGUAGAGUUAACAGAUUCAAAAAGUGACGAGGAACAAAAUAGAAGGACAAAUAGUAAGUCUGGGAAUAAAAGAUCAUGGAAAAUUAAUGAUGACACAGAGGUGGAUGAUUGCAAAGGAAAUGAGGAAGCACUAGGGAGAAACAAUGGGUCCAAGAAAAUUACAGCACAGAAAAUGGAAGACAAUGCAGAUUCUAAUGAUUCUCACAGAGAAGAGGAAGUUCUGAGGAAAACGAAUACAUCUGAGGAGAAAAGAUCACACAAAGUUGAUGAAUAUGAAUUGUCUGGUGUUUCUAACAGUGAAGAUCAGUUAAAUAAAGAACAAGAUCAGGGGAAUGCAUCGCACCAUGAUAACUCUAAUGUGCAUAGGAAUGAGGAUAACACCCAAAAGACAAGACUCACAAAGAUGUCAAAGGUACAAUAAAUUAAUGCUAGGUUAUCAUAAGUACCGCUUUUGACAUACGAGUGGCAACUUGACAGUUAGCACACAUGAUUCCAGAUCUUGUGGUCUAGGUUCAAGCCUUGGACAAAGUAUUCUUGUGAUCUUGGCGUAAACACUUUCCUCUCACAGAACCUCUCCACCUACAGUGCAGGUGUAUAAAUGUACAUGGGUGGUAACAGAUUUAAUGAUGGGGCAGUGAAAAUCCUGCAGUUGAUCCAGGCCAAGUGGGGUGGGGAGUAGAAUUACUCCUAGUAGCAUAAUGCUACAGAGGCCGGAAUAAACUCUUGUAGUGUUGGUCACUCAGCUUGAUAGAAAUCAACAGUUGAGAGUAGGUUAACGUAAAGUCUAGUCUGUCCACAGACGUUUUUUUUCUUCUGCGAGUU